GUUGAAGUAAAACUUUUGCCACGUGUCAAGUUACGACUACAUUACCGACUGAUAAAUUGUGUCGACCACUACGGUCACGUUACGGUGGUAUGGGAGACGUUCAGAUAGUAUAAAAGAGCAGGGAGCGAUGCAACAGUCCGGCUUCUGAGGGCAUCGUCGUUAGAUCAGUUGGGAUUAUUGGUAUUGUUUUUCGCCUGAUAGACAAUACGAAUUAUCCUGCAAUGGCCCUCAGCCAAACUAGUGUGUUGAGACUAUACAACACUGUGAUAGAUGAUGUAAUAGGUGGAGUUCGAGAAGCGUUUUCAGAUGAAGGUGUAGAUGAACAAGUAUUAUUAGAACUGAAACAAAUUUGGGAAACAAAAUUAAUGUCAAGUAAAGCAGUGGAAUUAAAUCCAGAACCACAAGAACCACAAGUUCCUCAGCUAAAUACACAUAAAUCUGUGCCUGGUAGCAAAGUUUCACAACAAUCGCAGCAGCAACAACAACAACAACAACCAACACCGCAGCAAUCACAACCGCAACAACAGCAGCAGCAACAUCAACAGCCGCAACAAUCACAGCAACAUCAACAACAACCAUCACAGCAACAAACAUCACAUUCUUCAAGUACACCAUUACAACACCAAAAUGCACCGGUGCAACAAGUGGUGACGACUACUCCACCUGCGGUACUUGAUAGACAAGUGCCAAUUCAAAUUACUUUACCACCACAACCUGGUUCACGUGAUUCUCAGCAACGUAUAUUAACUAUACAAGUUCCUGCAUCUGCGAUUCAAGGCAACCAACUUCACACUAUUUUAACUGGUCCUAUAAUUAGUGCUGCAAUGGGUUUGCCAGCUGAUGUAGCUGGAACAUUAUUACAACAGCAUGUAAAUUCUACUUUUCUGGGUCAUCCUACAUUGUCACCAAUUCAGGUUAAUCAACCCUUACAAGUUGUAACGCAAAACACAAAUAAUGUUGUUUCACAACGAUCUGUUCAAGGUCAACAAAAUAACAUAGCCCAAUUAGAUGGAGCAUUAGGUGAUUCCUCAGAUGAAGACGAAGAAGAAGAGGAAGAGGAUAACGAUGAUGACGAUGAGGAUCUUGAUGACAAGGAAGAAGAGGAAAAUGAUGAAGCCACUGCACGAGAAGAGGAACCAUUAAAUUCUGAAGAUGAUGUAACGGAUGAUGACCCUUCUGACCUAUUUGAUACAGACAAUGUAGUUGUUUGUCAAUAUGAUAAAAUUACAAGGAGUAGAAACAAAUGGAAAUUUUAUCUUAAGGAUGGCAUAAUGAACUUAAGUGGGAAGGAUUAUGUGUUCCAAAAGGCAAAUGGAGAUGCUGAAUGGUAGAUUUGAAGAUGAUGUGAAUAUUGUGUUGUCCAGUUUUAUUUUUAACAGACUUUAUAAAAGGACAGCUUGGUAAUGUGUUCAUGUGACGUUGUGCUUGAUGGACAACAUUAAGCUGUAAACAUUCUAUAAUGAGGCAGUAAACCACAUAAUAAUACUAUUAUAUCUAAAAUUAAAGUGGUUAAACUCUCUGAGAAAGUAAAAAAUCUAGAUUUUAUAUCUUUUAUAUUUUAAUAUUUUAGUAAUUAUCAAAGUUAAUAUAA
This is a messenger RNA of Polistes dominula (European paper wasp), 1591 nucleotides long. RefSeq names its product transcription factor IIA L (gene TfIIA-L). The record is from RefSeq and is a predicted model, not a curated record. Gene Ontology annotation, biological process: transcription initiation at RNA polymerase II promoter; transcription by RNA polymerase II. Lineage: Eukaryota; Metazoa; Arthropoda; Insecta; Hymenoptera; Vespidae. Gene Ontology annotation, cellular component: transcription factor TFIIA complex.